UUGGGCCCGGGGCAGCCUCGCUGGGCCAACUACAUCAAGGGUGUCAUCCAGCACUACCGGGGUGGGCUGGUGCCAGGCUUCAGUGCGGUGGUUGCCAGUGACAUCCCCAUCGGCGGGGGGGGGGGUGGCCUGUCCCAGAGCCGCUAACCUGCAUCUCUGUCUCUCUGCUCUGGAACAGAUGAUGGUGAUUUGGUAGCCAAGGCGCUGGCGUGCCAGAAAGCAGAGCACACGUUUGCCAGCAUGCCCUGCGGGAUCAUGGACCAGUUCAUAUCUGUGAUGGGCGAGGAAGGCCACGCGCUGCUCAUUGACUGCAGGUCCCUGGAGACUGUCCUCAUCCCGCUGGCUGAUGCCCGCCUGGAGGCGGCGGCAGCACUCGGCAAGGCCACCCUGCGAGAUGCCACCAUGGCCGAGCUGGAAGGUGGGGACAAACCCUUCCUCAGUUCUGGCUGCUCCUUAGGGCAGCAGGAGCUUGGUCUGGGGGAGGAAGUGUACCGGCGAGCCAGGCACGUCAUUAGCGAGAUAGCACGGACGGCGCAGGCAGCGCAAGUGCUGCGGGACAGGGACUACCAGAUGUUCGGGAGGCUGAUGGUGGAGAGUCACAACUCCCUCAGGGAUGACUACGAAGUGAGCUGCCCAGAGCUGGAUGAGCUGGUAGCAGCAGCCAUGGAGGUUGAUGGCAGGAUGACAGGGGGAGGCUUUGGAGGCUGCACGGUGACGCUGCUGGAGGCCAGAGCUGCAGAGAGAGCCCAGCAUCACAUCCAGGAGAAAUACAGUGGCACAGCCACCUUCUACCUCACCAAACCCUCCGGAGGGGCAAAGGUGCUGCCCCUGUAG
Molecule: messenger RNA, 834 nt
Organism: Apaloderma vittatum (bar-tailed trogon)
Lineage: Eukaryota; Metazoa; Chordata; Aves; Trogoniformes; Trogonidae
Gene: GALK1
Product: galactokinase 1
Biological process (GO): carbohydrate phosphorylation; galactose metabolic process
Cellular component (GO): cytoplasm; cytosol
Molecular function (GO): ATP binding; galactokinase activity
Source: RefSeq, a predicted model, not a curated record